AUGUCUCAUAGGGAUAUCUCUGAGGUGGAGCCCGAAGGUACGUCGGCCUUGGCCGCUGGAUCCAGGGCACUAUUCUUAGAAACGGUACGCAGGAGUAAUACGGCAUGCCAGAAUGGAGAUUACGCAUUGGCCGCGACAUUAUACACAGAAGCUCUUGCCUUGGACCCUCUCAGUCAUGUGUUAUACUCAAACAGAUCAGCCGCCAGGCUAAAAAUGGGAUUAUUCGCGCUUGCAUUGCAGGAUGCUGUUAGAGCUACCGAGCUGAGUCCGCAGUGGCCAAAGGCAUACUACCGUCAAGGAGUAGCACUGCAAUGCUUAGGACGUCAUGGAGAGGCACUCGUUGCCUUCAGCACGGGAUUAGCUCACGACGCAUCCAAUCAUCAAUUAUUAUCGGGUUUGGUAGAAGCAUCUCUGAAGUCUCCAUUACGACCAACUUUGGAGCCGACGUUCCAACAAUUACGCGCUAUGAAACUCGACGAGUCUCCAUUCGUCGUAAUAUCCGUGGUUGGUCAAGAGCUGCUUGGAGCUGGACAAUACAGGGCGGCCGCUGGCGUGCUGGAGGCCGCGCUCACCAUCGGUUCAUGCAGCUUGAAAUUGAGGGGCUCUGUAUUCUCUGCUCUGUCCAGCGCAUACUGGGCACUAAACUCUCUGGACAAAGCAAUCAACUACAUGCAACAGGAUUUAGGAGUGGCACGUUCCUUGGGGGACACGCAGGGCGAGUGCAGAGCCCAUGGAAAUUUAGGCUCCGCUUAUUUCAGCAAAGGUAGCUUCAAGGAGGCUUUAACGGCUCAUAGGUACCAACUUGUUCUAGCUAUGAAAUGCAAAGAUACGCAGGCAGCAGCUUCGGCCUUGACCAGUCUGGGACAUGUCUACACGGCGAUCGGCGAUUUGCCGAACGCCCUGGCUUCCCAUAAACAGUGCGUGCAAUUGGUAAAACAGAUGGGUGAUCGACUGCAAGAGGCUCGCGAGAUCGGUAAUGUCGGAGCAGUCUAUUUAGCAAUGGGCGAAUUUGAAAGUGCUGUCGACUGCCAUACGCAACAUUUGAGGAUAGCUAGACGAUUGGGUGAUCGCGUAGAAGAGGCGAGGGCCUUCAGUAACUUGGGAUCGUCUCAUCACUAUCGUAGAAAUUUCGGGCAGGCGAUGGCCUAUCACGAAAACGUUUUGAGAAUAGCUCAAGAACUCGGAGACAGAGCGAUAGAGACCAGAGCAUAUGCGGGAUUAGGUCAUGCCGCCAGAUGUGCAGGUGAUUUAGCACAAGCCAAGCUCUGGCAUCAAAGACAGCUCGAUGUCGCGUUGGUCACGAAGGACAAGGUAGCCGAGGGACGAGCCUGCAGCAAUCUAGGCAUAGUUUAUCAACUACUCGGCGAGCACGAUGCCGCCUUAAAAUUACAUCAAGCGCACUUAGGAAUUGCGAGAUCGUUAGGAGAUAAGGCCGGUAUGGGUAGAGCGUACGGAAACAUCGGAAACGCUUAUAAUGCUUUGGGUUAUUAUGAACAAGCCAUCAAAUAUCACAAACAGGAAUUAACGAUAAGCAAAGAGGUAAACGAUCGUAGUUCAGAAGCCAGUACACACGGAAACUUGGCAGUCGCGUAUCAGGCAGUGCAAGGUCACGAAGCAGCGUUGAGGCACUACAGAGCUCAUUUAGCUAUAGCGCGCGAACUGAAAGACACGGCUGGUGAGGCGUGUGCCCUGCUAAAUCUCGCCAAUUGUCUUUCUUCGCGAGGCAGAUUUGAAGAGGCGGUACCAUAUUAUGAACAUUAUCUAAUGCUGUCACAAGAAUUGCACGAUGUUGAGGGAGAGGCUAAAGCAUGCCAUUUCCUAGGAUAUGCUCACUACUGUCUGGGAAAUCAUAGGGAGGCAGUUAGAUAUUAUGAUCAAGAUUUAGCGCUAGCAAAGGACCUGCAGGAUAAAUCUGGAAUGGGUAGAGCUUACUGCAAUUUGGGAUUAGCUCACUUGGCACUGGAAAAUCUGGACACUGCUUUGGAAUGUCAAAAAUAUUAUUUGGCAAUCGCGCAUAUGACCAAGCAUCUGGCUGGUAAGUUUCGCGCUCUGGGAAAUAUUGGUGAUUGUUUGUUGCGCAUGGGAGAGGUUGAUGAAGCUAUCAAGAUGCAUCAACGCCAGUUGAAUUUGGCGCGUCAAGCUGCCGAUCGUUGCCUGGAAGCGGCUGCCUACGGUGCAUUGGGGAUCGCUCAUAGAGCUACGAAGAACUUGGACAAGGCUCUCGGUUUUCACACGCAAGAAUUAACUCUAAGACAAGAAGCCGGUGACUUGCGCGGUGAAUGCAGGGCACAUGGAAACCUAGGUGCUGUGCAUAUGGCAUUGGGACAGUACACUCAUGCGGUCAAGUGUUAUCAAGAACAAUUAGAGAGAGCGAAGGAACUAGCGGAUUCUGGAGUUGAAGCCCAAGCAUUAGGAAAUUUGGGCAUAGCUAGGCUUAAUAUGACGCAUUACGAGGAUGCUAUCGGUUAUUUCGAACAACAGUUAGCAACUUUAGAACCGCUAACUACCGGCACCGCUUUACUUGACAAAGCUCGAGCUCUCGGAAAUUUGGGAGACUGUUAUGAAGCUUUGGGUGAUCUGGAAGAAGCUAUCAAAUGUCAUGAACAACAACUGACAGCCGCUACGAAGUUGAAAAGCAUCAGAGAUCAGGAGAGGGCAUACAGAGGAUUGGGAAGAGCUCGCGAGGCUACCGGGAACUUACAGGAAGCCUUGGUAUGUUUUGAGAAGAGAUUAGUAGCCGCUCAUGAAGUGGACAGUCCUGAGGCGAGAGGUGCCGCUUACGGUGAUCUAGGCAGAGUACAUGCUGCGUUAGGAAAUCAUGAGCAAGCUGUUAGUUGUCUGUCGCACCAAUUGGCCCUCGCUCGUGGGCUCGGCGACAAAGCGGCCGAGGCCGAAGCUGCCAGCGGUUUGGGAGCAGUACAUCUUCUAAUGGACGAUCCGAAUUCCGCGUUACGCCAUCAUCAAUUGGAGCUGUCGAUCGCUGAAGGUUUAGACGCGGCUGGCUUACAAGCUCGUGCUUGUGCCAAUUUAGGAGUGACUCAGGAGACAUUGGGACAAUACGAGGAAGCUAUAAGGUUGCAGGAACAGUCGUUGAGCCUUGCGGCCGCAGCAGGCGAUCAACCCGCUCGAGCAGCAGCUUUCGCGAGUUUGGGUCGACUUCAUCAUUUGUGUGGAGACCUGCCACGUGCUCUAAGUUAUCUACAAUCUGGUUUGUCUUUGUCUGAAGGCUUAGGCAGAAGAGAAGAAGCUGCCAGAUUGAGACACAGACUUGGUCUUGUUCACUGGGAGACCGGAGAAGCGAUCAUCUCUGUGGAACACUUGGAGAAGGCCGCAAAUCUCUUAGAAUCGUUAGAUGGAACUUCUGUGUCUCUUUCUUGCGGUCAACCUAAUCGAGCAGAGUUAUUAUCAGAAACAUACAGAAUGUUGCAAAAGGUACUAAUCAAUCUAAACCGAGCAGAGGAGGCUUUGAAUUGGGCAGAAAGAUCCAGACGAUCUAAAAGUAAUUCUUUGGAUGAUGCAGCUCAUUACUCUGAGAUCAUUGAUCGACAACGUGGAGUUAUCCUGUAUUAUAGCGAGGUGGGAUGUGAAUUGCAUGCGUGGUGCUUAGCGCCAGGACGUGGACUAUUACGAUUCCACUCCGCAACAUUGGACGAUGGGGUAGGUUUAGAAAAGAGAGUUCUUCAAGCACGCGAAGCGCUCCUGGAUGAAAGCAACGAGCUUAUCGAAGAAUCCACUAAAAUCCCGUCAAGAGGUCAUCACUUGAAUGCUAGUUCCUAUAGUUUGAGUAGUCUCUUCAGUGUCGGCUCUGUGAGCUCUCGUGCUGGAAGCGCUCGUUGGGGACGAGGUGCGAAAGGACCUACGUGGCAAGCACCAAUGCCGAUACAAGUACUCUACGAUCUUCUUCUUGCCCCGUUUGAAGAUCUACUACCGCCACCACGAAAGGAGCUGAUUAUGGUGGUAGAGAAAUCUCUUUACUUGGCACCGUUCCCGGCUUUGCAAUCCAAUCCAGGCGAGGAUUAUCUGUGUGAAAGAUUCUCAUUAUUAGUGGUACCAUCCCUUGCGGCGCUUAGAAAGAGAUCGAAAACACCUGUGCUAGAAGGCGGUGCUACUGUAGCUGCGCUGGUCGCCGGAAACCCUAUUCUACCAGAGGACGUUCGAGAGGAGUACGGAUGGGCUGAAAGCACCACUUCUACCGAGACCGAGUCAGAAAUAGUCGCUGAAUUAUUAGAGGCUCGUGCAAUGACUGGAUUGGAAGCUACCAGAUCAGCGGUUCUGCGAUCUCUACCAGAUGCGGAGUGUGUUCAUCUGACAGUGCCGGUCUUCUGGAAUACCGGUAGUCUUGCGUUCUCGCCUGAUCAAUGCGAGGAGCCAUCUGAAAGGCCGGAGUACCUGAUAAAUCAGACAGAUUUACUCAGAUUAAAGAUGUCCGCCCGUCUGGUGGUCGUAUCCAGUGGUCAGAGUUGGAGCAACGUAGAUUGCACGAAUGCCACAUCGGAUGGUAUACAGAAUAUCGCCAAGACUUUAUUAAGCGCAGGCGCGCAAUGUGUGCUCAUAGGGAUGUGGGCAGUACCACCAACUGCCGGUAGUAUCUUAUUACGAGCGUUCUACAGCGCAAUGUUGCAAGGCGCGAGGGCGUCGCGUGCAUUAGCCGAGGCGAUGCAAACUGUUCAGCAUACCAGACAUUUUGCUCAUCCUGCUAACUGGGCUGGUUGGCUGCUUAUCGGUGGAGACACAAGAUUAUCCAACAAGGUCGCGCUAAUGGGUCAAGCACUAGCGGAAUUAUUGCGUGGUGGUCCCGAGCAGAGUAGGGACGCGCUGCGAGUGACGCUUCAUCUGGUAGAAAAGUCAUUACAAAGAAUUCAUCGCGGUCAGAAGAACGCUAUGUAUACGACUCAGCGCAGUAUCGAGAACAAGGUGGGCGCGGCCACCGGAUGGCGAGAGCUUCUAAUGUCCGUGGGAUUCAGAUUCGAGCCGGCCGGCAAUGGUAUACCGUCCUCCGUAUUCUUUCCACAAAGCGAUCCUGAAGAAAGACUGACGAGAUGCAGCGCUAGCUUGCAAGCUCUACUAGGAUUAGGUCAAUCGUCAUUGCAUGCUUUGGCGAGACUCUUACAAGCGCCAGAAGCCGCAGAGGACGUCAUCGCUGCUAUGAGAAGAGCCAGUUGUGCCACAGAAGGACAAGAAGUUAUAUUGCCUGUACAUGUUUGGAGAGCAUCAGGAUCACACGAACUGUUCGCUAGUUUAGGUUUCGACUUGAUGGAAGUCGGACAAUCAGAAGUGAUAUUGAGAACAGGCAAACAAGCCUCACGUAGAGCUGUCCAAUUUGCUCUUCAAGCUCUUCUUGCAUUAUUUGAUACACAAGAAGCACCAAAAAGUCUUAGCUUAGAUUCAGGUAGUUCCAUGGAGAGUUUAGCUUCUGUGACCCAUACUGAGAAAAAUCUUGUAGAACGACCGCGAUUGGGAGGAGCAUUUGCAAGUUACGUGCGACAUCGUGGUGAACCAGAUGGAAAGACCAUGGAACCACCAAACGUUUUGAUACCAGCUUCACGACAGCCAUGUCAAAACGGUGGAGGUGAAUCAGACGUGGCAUUUACACCUAGUCCUCCUGUGGCGCUUAACUUGAAUCAUCAGACUCGUAUCCGGAAUCUUUAUCCCGAACAAAAUCCGGUAAGACCUGGCUCAAGCUCGAGCAGUUCAGUAACAGAUUGGGACAAUGGUCAUGCCACUGUAUUGAGGCGGCAACCGUUACCACCUUUGCCGGCUAAUGUAUUGGAAAGGUUGAGCGUGAGAACUGAGAUUGACACGAACACGUCGAGGAAACCACGGCAUGCCACAGCGACAAACGAGGACAUCUGCAGUGCACAGACCGACGCGACACAAUCCACGGAAACACAUCCGCAGAAUUUGAGGAAUCUGGCCACUUCCCUGACGAGUUUAACGCGGGAGCUUACGCCCACGAUAUCGGAGGUAUAUCACGAGCGCAAUUUGGGAUUGGGUCUAGCACCGUCAUUAUCGAAAUUGCUGGAGGAAGUGAACGCUGUAUCCGAAAACGAGGAGUCGCAAUCGAAAACAGUGAGCCACAGUCAGACACAGAAUUGGAUACAGAACGAGUCAGAACUCUGCCGGAGGGAUGAGGCUGACGGUAGAUCUAUUGCGGAGUCACAGUGCAGCGCCGCCAGUUCGAAUAAAAUACCUCGGAAAGCACCCGCGCCACCGAUAUAGAUUAUUUAUAUUUAUAAGUUAAAGCGUAAUUUCGCGAAGUAUAGUAUUGGGUACCAAAGAAUGGGAGACACAUUGAGAAACAGGUGGUCAGUGCCUUGCAAUCACAGCAAGACUGACAGAAAACGAUUGGCGAAAAACGUGCGAGCACAUUCAUUUGCCAAUAUUUCUUGGUAUUCAAGAUGAAACACCUGAAAGAAUAUAUUAGGAACCAUAAAUACCUUAAUAUUUACUAAAUGCACAUAUUUGCAUACAUGUCCCUUUAUAUUGGAACUCGUGAAUGUAACGAGUUCUAUAUACGUACAAGGAUGAAAUAAUCUCGCUAAUAAGCGCUAAUAUGCUCAAGUAUGAUUUUAAUUGUAAUCCGUCCAAACGUUUAAUUAUUAACGUUCUUAAUUAACAUAGCAAAAAAUGACUGUAGAGUUCGGAUGUUUAAUAAGCUAAAAGAAUCAAUUAUUUCCUCCCAUUUAUCAUUGAUAUCUAGAAUAAAUAAUAUUAGCUGCACCAACAUCCGAGCUUUAACUUCAACUAUCAUAUUUCUGAUAAAUUAUGCUAGAAAGUAAAUUUGGAUUCACAUUCUAUACUACGUUUGUAUUUCGCAAAACACAUCCACACACACACACACACACAUACACACACACACACAAAUGUAGUAUUAUAUAAGAGAAAACUGUUAAAUAUGUUGGAUAAAACUUAACA
This is a messenger RNA of Atta colombica, 6915 nucleotides long. Its product is annotated as tetratricopeptide repeat protein 28. The transcript is spliced from 15 exons. Bases 1 to 6219 code for a protein of 2072 amino acids. The record is from RefSeq and is a predicted model, not a curated record. Gene Ontology annotation, molecular function: protein binding. NCBI's taxonomy places the organism in Eukaryota, Metazoa, Arthropoda, Insecta, Hymenoptera, Formicidae.